GUUUCCAAGUCCUGGUUUCGCCUCAGUCACGGGGUGGGGGAGUAGGGGGGGCUCCAGGAGAUAAAUCAGGUCUGGAGCCAGCGAGCCCGGGCUGCUUGGGCCAACUUUCACUUUCCGGCCGAGCGGGAGCUUUAUAAGGAGAGCCGGAGAGCGGGGCGCAAACCGCUCCUCCGCCUGCCGGGCCAGCAGACGCGCCGCGCCGCUACAGCCCCGCGAUGCUCUCCCUGUUCUCCGGCACAGAGAGCGAAAGGGAGAGGCUCGUGCGCGCCAGCCAGUCGCUGCUCGACUCCCUGCAAGGAUGCAUCUCGGCCACCCGCAUGCUGCUCCGCAUCCUCACCCAGCACCUUGACACCAGCGUGUCCCUGGAACCGGUGGGGGGCGACGUCGACGUGGGGGAGAACCUGGAGCACCUGCUGCGGGCAGCGCAGGAGAUGCACGCCACGGCGGAGCAGACGGACAGACACGUGCAGAAGAACACCAGCCGGGACCUGUACGCCCGCAUGGCCUCCCCCCACACCUCGCUGCAGGAGAAGGGGGCCAUCGUCCGGGACUUCCACCAGGCCACCCUGGGGAUCUUCGGCAGUGUGGGUGGCCCCGUGGUGGCCGUGCUGCUGCGGAACGCCGGCCUCCCCGAGCGGCUGGAGGCGGCUCUGCGGGAGGCGGAGGCCUCCCCGGUGCUGCGCCUGCCGAUGGACGCCCUGCGCCGGAGCAGUGAGGAGAUCGCCAGGGCUGUGUCUGCUUGUGUCGCCCCUGGGGGCCCAGCUGGGGAAACGGCUGCAGGGCCCCCCGAGAACGGCCCCUUCUCCGGGACUGGCGUGAUGCAGAGCCUGGGCGACUACCUGCCUGACGCCCUCACAGGGCGCCGGGCUAGGAAUGCCCUGGCAGCAGCCGCCGGGCACCUGGAAGAGGCGCUCCGGGCUCUAUCACCGGCCUGCAAGUCUUUCCAGUUGGCGGCUGCCGCAGCUGAGGUCUACAUGGCCCUGAUCACGGAGCAGCAGCCGGGAACGGGAGAGGGCCCGGGCCAGAAUCCUCCCGGCGUCGCCCAUUGACCUGUGCAGGCAAAGCCAUGACAGCGCCCCCCUCACCAUGGCACACGCACCGGCAGGCUCUGCCCUGGGCUCUGCGCUGGUUAACGAGCCCGGCACAGCCCAGCAUGUGGGGCUGGCAGCCGGGAACCACAGCAAAUAAAGGGACCUGAGCAAAACCGUG
Molecule: messenger RNA, 1209 nt
Organism: Caretta caretta (loggerhead turtle)
Lineage: Eukaryota; Metazoa; Chordata; Testudines; Cheloniidae
Gene: C24H12orf60
Product: chromosome 24 C12orf60 homolog
Source: RefSeq, a predicted model, not a curated record